Molecule: messenger RNA, 2655 nt
Organism: Salvelinus namaycush (lake trout)
Lineage: Eukaryota; Metazoa; Chordata; Actinopteri; Salmoniformes; Salmonidae
Product: extracellular sulfatase Sulf-2-like
Exons: 19
Coding region: 1-2655 (884 amino acids)
Cellular component (GO): cell surface; Golgi apparatus; plasma membrane
Molecular function (GO): glycosaminoglycan binding; calcium ion binding; N-acetylglucosamine-6-sulfatase activity
Source: RefSeq, a predicted model, not a curated record
AUGGCAGGAUGGGGCCUCCUUCUCCUCCUCCUCCUGUGGGUGGUCUCCCUGGCCCAGGGCUCGUCCUUGCUCUCUGGUCAGCGCCACCGGACCCGUCUGCAGAGGGACCGUCAAGCACGCAACAACGUCCGACCCAACAUAAUCAUCAUCCUCACCGAUGACCAGGACAUCGAACUGGGCUCAAUGCAGGCCAUGAAUAAGACACGGCGUAUCAUGGAGCAGGGAGGCACCCAUUUCUCUAAUGCCUUCUCCACCACUCCCAUGUGCUGCCCGUCACGCUCCUCUAUUCUGACAGGGAAGUACGUUCACAACCACCACACCUUCACCAACAACGAGAACUGUUCCUCACCCUCCUGGCAGGCCCACCAUGAGCCUCACACCUUCGCUGUGCACCUUAACAACUCAGGGUACAGGACGGCGUUAUUUGGGAAGUACCUGAAUGAGUACAACGGCUCCUAUGUGCCCCCUGGCUGGAGGGAGUGGGUAGCACUGGUGAAGAACUCUCGCUUCUACAACUACACUCUGUGCAGGAACAGCGUGCGGGAGAAGCAUGGCAGCCAAUAUCCAAAGGACUAUCUCACAGACAUCAUCACCAAUGACAGCAUCAACUACUUCCGCUUGUCCAAGAGGAUGUACCCCCACCGACCAGUGAUGAUGGUCCUGAGCCACGCUGCCCCCCAUGGGCCGGAGGACUCAGCACCACAGUACAGCACUGCCUUCCCCAAUGCCUCGCAGCACAUAACCCCAAGCUAUAACUACGCUCCUAACCCAGACAAGCAUUGGAUCCUGCGCUACACAGGCCCCAUGAAACCUGUCCACAUGCAGUUCACCAACAUGCUGCAGCGCCGGAGGAUGCAGACCCUGCUGUCUGUGGACGACAGUGUGGACAAGGUGUACAACAUGCUGGUGGAGACAGGUGAGUUGGACAACACCUACAUUAUCUACACAUCAGACCACGGCUACCAUAUUGGUCAGUUCGGCCUGGUCAAAGGCAAGUCCAUGCCAUAUGAGUUUGACAUCCGGGUGCCCUUCUUCAUACGAGGCCCCAACGUGGAGGCAGGAGCCAUUAACCUUCAUGUGGUGCUGAACAUUGACCUGGCUCCCACACUGUUGGACAUGGCCGGAGUGGACGUUCCCUCUGACAUGGACGGCAAAUCCAUCCUCAAACUCCUGGACACAGACAAACCUGUCAACAGGUUCCAGGUGAACAAGAAGGGGAAGAUGUGGAGGGACUCCUUCCUGGUAGAGAGAGGAAAGCUGCUCCACAAGAGGUCUGAUGGGAAGGACGUGGCCCAGGAGGAGAACUUCCUGCCAAAGUACCAGCGGGUCAAAGACCUGUGUCAGAGAGCAGAGUACCAGAGCUCCUGUGAACAGCCAGGACAGAAGUGGCAGUGUGUGGAGGACCCUUCUGGUAAGCUAAGUCUGUAUAAGUGUAAGGGCAUGGCAAGUCUCUAUGCCUCACGUAUGCAGGCUCUGAUGGCCAACAGCGGGUCCCAGCAGUGGGUUGGACGUGUCUCCGAUGCUGGAGACAGCUGUGACUGUGGCCCCCUAGGCCCCAAACGUACACCCCUGAAGAGGAAGAGACUGCUCACCAAGAAGAAGGUAAAGUCCGGUAAGAGUCUGACUAAGAACCGUUGGGCCCGGUCCGUUCCAUUUGAGCUGGAUGGAGACAUGUAUGCUGUGGACCUGGUUGAGGGUUACAGGCCCGUGGGCCUCAGGAACACCAGCUGGCCUGGGGAGAGGAGGAGAGGAGCGGGCCUGCUGGAGGACAACGAUGAGGAGUUCAGUGGCAUGGGAGUCACAGCCAGACCCCCAACCAACAAGAGCCUUACACCAACUGCCGCUCUUAAAGUCACUUACAGGUGCUCCAUCCUGAUGAAUGACACAGUCAGGUGUGAUGGAGGACUCUACAAAUCCCUCCAGGCCUGGAAAGACCAUAAGCUCCACAUCGAGCACGAGAUUGAAACCUUGCAGACGAAAAUAAAGAAUCUGCGUGAGGUCAAGGGUCACCUGAAGAAGGUUCGGCCUGAAGAGUGCCAGUGUAACACCCCCAGUUACCUGUCCAAAAACAAAGGGAUGUUCAGACUCAAUGCAGGUCGCAUUUACUCACUCAGCAAAAUGCCCUCUAAGCAGAAGAAGCAGUGGCUGAUGAAGGAGCAGAAACGCAGGAAGAAGCUCCGUAAACUGCUCAAGAGGCUCCGUAACAACGACACCUGCAGCAUGCCUGGUCUCACCUGCUUCACCCACGACAACCAGCACUGGCAGACAGCCCCCUUCUGGACAAUGGGUCCAUUCUGUGCUUGUACCAGCGCAAACAACAACACCUACUGGUGCCUGAGGACCAUCAAUGACACACACAACUUCAUAUUCUGCGAGUUCGCUACGGGCUUCAUAGAGUACUUUGAUCUGAACAAUGACCCAUACCAGUUGAUAAAUGGGGUUAGCACCUUGGACCGCACUGCCCUCAACCGGAUGCACCAGCAGCUUAUGGAACUGAGGAGCUGCAAAGGCCACAAGCAAUGCAACCCAGAGACAGGUAGUAAAGACAUAAACUCCUUCAGUGAAUACAGGCCAGUUCAGCGUCGAAAGAAGCCAAAAGUGAAGAAGCCCUCCUCCAAAUCGCUAGGGCAGAUUUGGGAAGGAUGGGUUGGUUAG